GCGCCCGCGCGCGCUUCCAACAAUCACACACCAGGCCACCACCACCACCAACCAGGGUCCAGACUCCAGAGACAAUCCAGCCAUGCCGCCUCCGUCCACCGCCGCGGCAGUCUCCUCCAUUAUCCGCCCGACGCCGCCUCCGGCCGUAUCCUUCCACCCCGUACCCCUCCCGCAGAUCAGGCGGCGCUCAUCAGCUGGCGCCGCAGCCGCUUCCCGGCUCGCCGUGGCGCGCGCCGCCGCCUCGGGGGCGCGCGGCGGCGGCGACGCCGAGACGGUGUUCUUCGACGGCGGCGCGCACUACGGCGACCUGGCGGCGAACCUGCUCCUGGGGCUGACCCUGCUGUGGCUGCCGCUGACGCUGGCGGCCGUGUCCCGCGCGUUCAUCCUGCGGUACCGCUUCACCUCCCGGCGCGUGACGGUGGUCUCGGGGCUCUCCGGCGCCGACCGCACCGACUUCCCCUACUCGUCCGUCACGUCCGUGGUGGUCGUGCCGCGGUUCGUGGGCGAGUGGGGCGACAUCGUCAUCACGCUCAGGGACGGCACCAAGGUCGACCUCAGGAGCGUGCCCAGGUUCCGCGAGGUCGCCGACUACUGCCGCUCCAUGGCCGCCGCUGAGGGCUCCCUCGUCGUCAGCUAGCGCCGCCAGCAGCCUGUGAUGCCUGUUCGUAGCCAUGCAUAACCCGUUGCCGUUGGGAUUCAGCAAAAGUCUUGUUAUAUGUUUCUUACGCGACGUACGUACAACAUCAUUAUCUGUAAUUCUUGAGAUGAAGUAUUCAAGAG
Zea mays is the source of this 780-nucleotide messenger RNA. RefSeq names its product putativ eribonuclease P. The record is from RefSeq and is marked validated. The transcript has a single exon. Lineage: Eukaryota; Viridiplantae; Streptophyta; Magnoliopsida; Poales; Poaceae. Bases 83 to 637 code for a protein of 184 amino acids.